AUGUCACUAACGGAAGCAUCACGACCCGGACUUUCGGAUGACUCCCUCACUGCCGUCGAGGACGCCAACAUCGAUGGCCACGGGAAGGAUUCGCUGGAGGGCACCACGAACCAUGCUACCGUGGAACCUUCUCAGUACGAGUAUAGGACAGACACGGGUAGUCCAAAGCAAAUCUUAACUCAAGAAGACGAUGCCGUGCGUUUGGAGCCCACGGUGCUACAUCCGAGCGGACGUGGAAAGGUGCGAUUCGAUAAUACAAAAGCGUUGCUCGACAAUGUGUUGGCCAAGAGAUCUGAAGUCACCAAUGAGCGUGGCAAACUAAACCAGCGGUACCUAGAGAUCUAUCAUGCAGCACAAGUCCUCUGCGAUUACGGUGUCAACUCAUGGUCUGCGCCGGCUGACAUCGAGCAUACUCAGAAGCUGCAAAGCGACUUCAAGGAGCUUGUUGAAGCGAUGCAAGCCCAAGAAAAGGUUCGUAUGGCUGCCAUCGACAGUCUCACUUGGCUCGAAAUAGAACUGUUCCAAGAAGAACGUACUUUGUCGAAAGCGUUAGAAUUCCUUCCGGAGGCCCAGUACACGUCAGGGGCGAGACAACCCAGCCCGUCCAGGAAGGUCACGAAAGCACCAUCGGUAGGCGAGGUUGAUCCGCUGCUUCUAGCCUAUCAAAACCGUAAAGGCGACGAGAACAUUUGGCGUGAACGAUUACAAGAACUUCAAUACAAUCAUGGACAGGGUCGGGAACAGCGAGAAUUUGUGAAAGACAGGGGCGACUUCCACUUACUCCACAUGACGGAUGAACAAUUCGAAGCACAUUUUCAGAGACGACGUGCAACUAUUCUCCAGAAUCUUGAAUCAGCCGAAAAGGAUGCGCUCGCAAUAGAGAAGCAAUGCCGGGCGAAGAGUCUACUGAUCGAUGGCGACCAGCCGGCCUCCUCCUCGAUCGCUGGUGAAUCGGUCGAGAGCUCGGCUGCACACGAGCGGCGAAGCUCCAGACACAGAUCUCGUCUUCCUUCGGGCUCGAUUGAUGCAUGGUCUCCGGAGCUGGAAGGAGAUGUUCGACCAUUGGAAGCUGUGACAGAUUGGCUAGAAACAAUAGAUCCUGAUGCAGCGGCGAGCAUUGCACCUUCCAUGUCCGCAGACUCCGAGUCAUCGUCGCUUUACGAGGCCCUGGACCCGAAAUAUGAGGAUAAGACGCAGGCCUCACGUCCAUUCGGCGACGAGCUCGACGACAUAGCGUAUCCUGAUCAUGGGGCUAUCGCGAUGGGUGGCGAAAUAGAGACUGAUCGACCACUAAGAAUGAAGGCGGAAGAGAGUAUUGUCUUGGGAGUGGAAGAUUGGACUCUCACUUCACCACAAAAAGCUCCAUCAACUCUGGAUACGGAAGAAGUUCCCAAUCUGCCGUGGUCCGAGAGUGAAAAGGUUCAAUUGGUCGUCGAAUUGCUCAAAGCGUCAUUUGCUCCUACAACGCUACUCUAUGAUUUGUUUUCCCGUCUGGGCGUGCAGCCGAACAUGGAACUAUUGCAUCUGCCCAAAGGUCCGUCCAUCUAUCCGGAUGGUCAAAUCGUCGUGCUGGACCUUGGCUUUCGCAUGGUCUUGCGACUCGUACCUAGCGAGCGAAAAGAUUCAAUAGUUCGCUCAGGGCUGACAUUCUUCUAG
Molecule: messenger RNA, 1656 nt
Organism: Recurvomyces mirabilis
Lineage: Eukaryota; Fungi; Ascomycota; Dothideomycetes; Mycosphaerellales; Teratosphaeriaceae
Exons: 3
Coding region: 1-1656 (551 amino acids)
Source: RefSeq, a predicted model, not a curated record